Molecule: messenger RNA, 1605 nt
Organism: Daldinia childiae
Lineage: Eukaryota; Fungi; Ascomycota; Sordariomycetes; Xylariales; Hypoxylaceae
Exons: 2
Coding region: 1-1605 (534 amino acids)
Cellular component (GO): membrane
Source: RefSeq, a predicted model, not a curated record
AUGGCGGAACAGGACCGCUACGGCGGCUGGUUUGGAGGAAACAAAGCCGACAAAGUCCAAGAGAAAGUCCAGGAGAAAGUGCAGCAAAACAUUCCUAAAGGCUCGGGAGCCGAGCAAGACCGUUUUGGUGGUUGGUUCGGAGGUGAUAAAGUAGACCGUGUAAAGGACCGCGUAAAGGAUGCGGUAUCGAGAGAUCUACCUAAGGGUUCCGGCGCGGAACAGGAUCGCUACGGACGCUCCUUCGGCGGAGACAAGCUUCCCUCUGCUGAUCAGGUUCGCGAUAAGUUCUCGGAAACAUCUGGUGCCGAGCAAGAUCGAUAUGGACGUUGGUUUGGUGGAGAUAAGCUCCCCUCUAGAGCAGAUAUCGAGAAGAGGCUUCCCCAGACUUCGGGUGCUGAGCAAGACAGAUAUGAGCACUGGUUUGGUGGACACAAACUUCCUACCAGAGCAGAUAUCGAAAAGAUGUUACCUCACGAAUCAGGAGCCGAACAAGACAGAUACGAACGUUGGUUUGGUGGACACGAAGCCCCUUCGGCGAAAGAGCUGAAUAAGAGCUUACCAUCAGGUUCCGGCGCCGAGCAGGAUCGCUACGGAGCACAUUUUAAACCUACUCCUGCUGCCAGAAUCAGGUUUGGUGGCACAACAUCAACACUCGGACUUCUUCAACAUGCAGUACUACCAUCUUUCGGUUUCCACAGCGGUCUCAGCCUCAUCGCGUAUGGGUUAGGACGCUAUACCGACACAGUCGAAGCUAAGGACUGGCUGUGGCCGAGUGCACAAGUAGCAAAUGCUUGGUGGAGCGCUGUUGGGAUUCCCGUAGUUCACGAAGGAUUAUCUCUCUCUGCUGCCUGGUCUGCAUUGUCGUAUGACCAGAAGCUUCUCUUAGGAGGUGUUAGUGCCUGGGGUCUACGUCUCUUCUACCGUGUUGCUUCGCGCACUCUUCGACGUGGUAAAGAUGAUCCUCGAUACCGGACGGCAGCUAGGAAACAGCCGGACUUCUGGAACAAGGCUUUCUUUACUGUGUUUCUACCUGAGGCUCUCAUUCAGACCUUGAUCUCCCUGCCGUUCACAUUGCCAUUCCGCGCCCCAAUUGCUACUGCUCUUGCUUCUCCUUUCCCUGAAGCAUCGUCCCUAUCUCGUAGCGUUGCUAUCUUCCUGUUCGCCGCAGGAUACGCUCUGGAAGUCCUAGCUGAUACUCAACUUGCGUCUCACGAGCGUAAGAAGGGUGCUGAACUUAACCGCGAAGGCGUAUUUAGCAUUGUCCGACACCCUAGCUAUCUCGGUGACGCUCUGGCACACCUUUCCUUCCCUCUCCUUCUCUUCAGCGCCGGACAACUACACCCUCUAACACUACUUGGCCCUAUUACUAACUACAUCUUCCUACGUUUCAUCGGAGGAGACAAAGAAAAUGAGGAGCACCAGGAGAAGCGCUUCGCUAAAGAAAGCCCUGCUAAGUAUAAGGAACUACAGCAGUACAAGAAAGCCAAGAACAGCUUCUGGCCUAGUCUAGCUGAGUUCGGUAACAAGUGGCUGUGGACCGUCGCUGCGGUCGGUGCUGGCGGUGUCGUUCUUGAGCGAUCGCUAGGCAGUUUCAUUAGGUCUUGA